GGUUCCGUGCCCAAUGAACGUACAUGAGUGUUUGGAACUCAUCAAAUGGUAGCCAAACAGAAAUUUCAUUCAAGAUGGAGGAAGAAAGAAGUAUUGAUUCCAAUAAUUUUAAUAGCGACGAAAGUCAGGAACGGAAGGAUCCCUUGAGUCAGAUCAAACAUGACUUGGAGGGUUGGCGGGAAGUGCUGUUGCCCCUCAACAAGCUGUUGAACUGGGAGAAAUCCGUCUACCCCGGGAUCAUUGUUGGAAGCACCACUUUCAUCUUUAUGCUUAUCUGGUACUUCCAGCCAUCAGUGUUGACCACCUUCUCCCUUAUAGGUCUGACUCUCAGUCUGGUAGACUUCCUGGUUCCCCUCGUGGGACCAACUGUGCUUGGACGCAGCAAGUGGACUGGGGUACAAGAGAAGCAGUAUGAGCAGAUUUGCAUUCGAAUCCUCAACUUCAGAUACCAUGUGUGUGAAUUCACCAACUCUGCUAUCACCCUGAAAAACGAGCGGCCAAAGAUUUACUUCCUGCUGGUCAUGGGAUUCCUUGCCUUGUUUGCCUGGAUUGGGAGUCAGAUUGAUAACCUCUUCCUGACCUACUUGAUCUUAAACCUUGCCCUGUUGAUGCCAGGACUUCGAAAUCAGAAGGUCAUCCAGGGUUACUUCAGCAAAGCUGGCGCCCUCUUUAGGAGCGUUGUCCUUGGAAAACCAAAAACCAAGUGAACACUGUCAUCAUCUUCUGAUUUAUGUGUGUGUCAUUGUGGUGUGCAAUAUGUUUUGUGCUUCUUAACUCAAAGCCCCAUAGUAACAUAAAAUUUACAAUUUAAAAUGCUCUGUCAUGAUGUUUUAAUGUUUACUUUUUCUUUUAUUUGAAAAUGUAAUUUUACAUGUUUUUUUCACCAAUUAUUUUCUUGCAAAAAUAAUGAAAGCUUAUAAUAACCAUCAUGAAAAUCAACAAGUAAAUGUGAUGAUAUUUUUCAGAGACUAGUGCUUUUUUAAAGUAAUUAAAUGCAGUCUAUUGAUUAUUAGUUUUCUACCAAAGAAUAUGUAUUGACAAUAUUGAGGACAUCAAUAUCUGUUAUUGUUUUUUUAAUGUACUUUAUUCCAUGCAUUUGUUUGACAUCAUUUUAUUGUAAAUAGUUAUUGAAAAUCGUUUGUGUCCUGAUGAUUUUUAAGUUUUUGUAUUGCAAGAAAUCCUGUUUUUGCUUUUUUGAACUGAUUACCCAUUUUCUAGUCAGUCUUUUGUUUGUUUUUCCAUUUCAAUUCUUAAGCAGUCAAAACUGCAUUAUUGCAAAAUUUACAAAUUGAUUUUGUUGAAUUGAUUUUCUGUAACUGGCAGAUUUUUUGCUAUCAAAUAUCUGGACAUGUUGUUGUACAAGCCAUUGUAUGUCUCUUUUAAAAAUACUUUGUAAAAAGAUAUAAUUUUUUAGAUGUUUAUCCUUGUAGCAUUUGAUAUUAUGUUUGGCAAGGUGAAUGAAGAAAACUACUAAAUCAUCAGAAAAAUGUUUGUACAAUGUUUGUGAAGCAUUUUUAUAAUUUUAGUAUGUCAUAAUCUAUGUCUUGUGACAUUAUUUUCAAUUUUUCUUCGACGGUAAAUCACUUUGUCCAUGCUUUUAGUUUCAGUACACUAAAAUACAGUUAAAGUUACUAGCUGCCAAAGUAUUUGUUAGAAUGCCUGAAUUCCUCUUUUUCUGGAUACCUGUUAGAACCCUAUGACUUGCACACCAUUUUUUUGGGCCGUGCUCUGUGAAAAGGGGGUUUUAUGCAUGUGUGUAAAGUGCCGUCCCAGAUUAGCCUGUGCAGUCCUCACAGGCUAAUCUGGGAGGACACUUUUUGCCUAAACUGGAUUUUUGAAAAGAAGAGACUUUCUGUAAACAAAAAAUACCAUAAAAGCGGAAAGUGUCGUCCCUGAUUAGCCUUUGCGCACAUGCAUUAAACCCCCUUUUCACAGAGCACGGCCCAUUUAUUUUGGGAGUUUGGCACUGUUGGUUCACUCAAUGGAGAUCAUCAUGAGUAUAUUGAAAUUAAUUUAAAGGGUUGAGUGUAAAACUGUCAUAUUUGCAUCAAAUUUCUAUGUAAUAUACAAUAUUUUCAAAUUCACCUAUUUCAUGUGUGUUACUUCAACCUUAUGCAAAUUGGUCACAAUGUUGUCUUCCUGUGGUUUAUAAGUGUUCAAUUUAGAAUUGGAUGGGGAUAUUCCAGUGGUGAGAGGGAGUGAUUGUGUGCAUUUUCCUGUGAGUGAAGGAUUCGUCUUGUUUUGCAGCUACAUUUUUUUCAUAUGAAUAAUUGUUAAAUCCCAUUCAUAAAGUUUUGCUGUUUGUUUACAUAGCCUUUAAUUGUAGCAGUUUACGUAUUACAAACUGGUUAAUUUUUGUAUAUUUUGCAUGCUUGUUGUGUACAAUGGGCCAAUGGCUGCUCUACUUGACAUUAUUGUAAUCUCAUUGGUAGACUUAUCAGUAUUCGUUUUUGAGCCUUGCUCUGGGAAACACAGGGCUUUAUGUAUGUGCAGUCCACAGAGGGGCUUUAUGUAUGUGCAGUCCGCAGAGAGGCUUUAUGUAUGUGCAGUCCGCAGAGGGGCU
Molecule: messenger RNA, 2563 nt
Organism: Dreissena polymorpha
Lineage: Eukaryota; Metazoa; Mollusca; Bivalvia; Myida; Dreissenidae
Product: ADP-ribosylation factor-like protein 6-interacting protein 1
Exons: 6
Coding region: 24-707 (227 amino acids)
Source: RefSeq, a predicted model, not a curated record